UAUAGAAAGCUGACAAUUCGAAAAAACGAAGCAUUCUGAUUAAAAUUGCUUUAUCGAUUCGAUUUCAAAUAAAAUUUUUCUUGAAAAUUUGUGUCCAUUUAAUAUUAGAUUUGUUUGUUGCUAGGAAAAUGUUAAUCGGUUUUAUUGGAUCGGGCAAAAUAGCUCAAGCUUUGAUUAAAGGUUUUAUCAGUGCUGGAAUAUGUCGAGUUGAAAGUAUAUUGGCAAGCGCUCCCAAAGAUGAUUAUACAAAUCAUUAUAAAACUCGUGACAUUGGCUGCCGUACUACAUAUGAGAACAAAGAUGUCUUAAAACAUUCGGACAUAGUGAUUUUAGCUGUGAAACCACCAAUUGUACCAUACGUUUUGAACGACAUUAGUAAUCUUGUCACACCAAAGCAUUUGAUGAUUUCGAUUGCUGCUGGCAUCACAUCGAAAUCGAUCGAAAAAUCAUUACCCGAACAAUCCAAAGUUGUUCGAGUGAUGCCAAACACACCAGUAUUAAUUAAACAAGGAGCAAGUGUAUUUGCAUUGGGCCGUAAUGCACAGAAAUCCGAUGGUGAUGUGGUGAAAAAAUUGUUCGAAAGUGUUGGUAUCUGUGAUCAGGUGCCAGAAAAUUUGAUUGAUGCUUGUACUGCCCUUAGUGGCUCUGGUCCGGCUUACACUUAUAUGUUUUUGGAGGCUUUGGCUGACGCUGGUGUAUUGCAAGGAUUGUCUCGUGAACUUUCCUACAACUUAGCUGCUCAUACUCUGAUUGGUGCUGCAAAAAUGGUUUUAGAAACCAAAAAACAUCCAGCUGGAUUAAAGGAUGAUGUUUGUUCACCGUCUGGUUGUACGAUCAAUGCCAUGUAUCAUUUGGAAAAGAAUGGUUUCCGAUCAUUACUUAUGGAUGCUGUUGGUGUAGCCACAAAUGUUGCGCGAAAAGAUGAACAAUAAAUUUGGAUGGAAAAUUCAAUCUAUUUUUGACUGCCGAAAUGUACUAAUUUUUUUGUGGGUCAUAUUUUGCCAAACUGAUAAGAUUAUCAACAAAAUUCAUUCAUACUCAAAGACAAACAAGCAAACAACAAAAAGUCAUUUAUUUUAAUUAAAUCA
This is a messenger RNA of Dermatophagoides pteronyssinus (European house dust mite), 1088 nucleotides long. Its product is annotated as pyrroline-5-carboxylate reductase 2-like. Lineage: Eukaryota; Metazoa; Arthropoda; Arachnida; Sarcoptiformes; Pyroglyphidae. Gene Ontology annotation, biological process: L-proline biosynthetic process. Gene Ontology annotation, molecular function: pyrroline-5-carboxylate reductase activity. The record is from RefSeq and is a predicted model, not a curated record.